AUGAUCCACUCGGCCUCCACUUCCUCCACCUGCGGCCUCCCCCAGACGCCCAUUGCUAAACGCUCCCUGCCCAGACGCCCCCAUCUCCAGACCCGCGAGUCCCUCUCCGUCUACAACCCCGCCCCCGUCGGCCCGCUCAACCUGCUCAAAGUCAACGGCGGGAUGUCGGCCAGCGACACCCUCUUGCAGCUCCAGGCCGACCUGCUGGGCGUGGUGGUUGAGCGCUCCAAGAUGAAAGACCAGGGCUCACCCUCUGGCUUCUCCCCAGGACGACCGCCCUUCUCGCGGGGCACGCCAUCGGCCUCUUUGGCUGACCUGGCGCGGCCCGAGACGCUCUUCGCGACCCAUUCGGCGGGCAAGAGGGUGUUCAAGCCGUCAAUCACAAAGGCGAAGCGGGACCAGAAGUACCGCGUCUGGAACCGGGCGGUGGCGCGCAGCAAGGGCUGGCUAGAGGACGACGAGCCGGGGUCGCGCGACGAGAGCUUCCCCGACUGCGUCGAGAUCGUCGACCACGACCAGCAGCUCCUUUCCCACUCCCUCAACAACGUCUUCCCCGGCGAGCAGGGCCAGCCCGUCUUCCAGCGCGACGCCAAAAAGCCUAUUGUCCUCAACCCCCUCGCCAACAUGAUCAAAGCCAAACAGACUCUCCAUUUGCUCCGCCGGAUUAAUUGUUCUGGCUGA
Messenger RNA from Puccinia triticina, 681 nucleotides. RefSeq lists its product as uncharacterized. The record is from RefSeq and is a predicted model, not a curated record. Gene Ontology annotation, cellular component: mitochondrion. Gene Ontology annotation, molecular function: glycerol kinase activity. Gene Ontology annotation, biological process: glycerol metabolic process; glycerol-3-phosphate biosynthetic process; triglyceride metabolic process. The transcript is spliced from 4 exons. Bases 1 to 681 code for a protein of 226 amino acids. NCBI's taxonomy places the organism in Eukaryota, Fungi, Basidiomycota, Pucciniomycetes, Pucciniales, Pucciniaceae.